Myotis davidii is the source of this 6635-nucleotide messenger RNA. RefSeq names its product structural maintenance of chromosomes flexible hinge domain containing 1 (gene SMCHD1). Gene Ontology annotation, biological process: chromosome organization; double-strand break repair. Lineage: Eukaryota; Metazoa; Chordata; Mammalia; Chiroptera; Vespertilionidae. The record is from RefSeq and is a predicted model, not a curated record. Gene Ontology annotation, molecular function: protein binding; ATP binding. Gene Ontology annotation, cellular component: Barr body. Bases 1 to 5487 code for a protein of 1828 amino acids. The transcript is spliced from 45 exons.
AUGAAGACACUUGGCAUUUCACCUGAGGAAAAAUUUGUUAUUACAACAACAAGUAGGAAAGAAAUUACCAGUGAUAAUUUUGAUGAAACUGUUAAAGAUGGAGUUACUCUAUACCUGCUACAGUCAGUCGACCAGUUACUACUAACGGCUACAAAAGAAAGAAUUGAAUUCCUACCUCACUAUGACACACUGGUUAAAAGUGGCAUGUAUGAGUAUUAUGCAAGUGAAGGACAAAAUCCUUUGCCAUUUGCUCUUGCAGAAUUAAUUGACAAUUCAUUGUCUGCUACUUCUCGUAACACUGGGAUUAGAAAAAUACAGAUCAAAUUGCAUUUUGAUGAAACACAAGGAAAACCUGCUGUUGCAGUGAUAGAUAAUGGAAGAGGAAUGACCUCUAAACAGCUUAAUAACUGGGCUGUGUAUAGGCUGUCCAAGUUUACAAGGCAAGGAGAUUUUGAAAGUGAUCAUUCAGGAUAUGUUCGACCAGUACCAGUGCCACGCAGUUUAAAUAGUGAUAUUUCCUAUUUUGGUGUUGGGGGCAAGCAGGCUGUUUUCUUUGUUGGACAAUCAGCCAGAAUGAUAAGCAAACCUGCAGACUCCCAAGAUGUUCAUGAGCUUUUGCUUUCUAAAGAAGAUUUUGAGAAGAAGGAGAAAAAUAAAGAGUCAAUAUAUAGUGGAUUUAUUAGAAACAGAAAGCCAUGUGACUCUGUUCAUAUUACAAAUGAUGAUGAAAGAUUUCUACAUUGCCUUAUCUCAGAGGAGAAGGAAAAAGUUAGCUUUACUGCUGUGGUUAUCACAGGAGUACAAUCAGAACACAUACCGUACUUGAAAAAUUAUUUCCAUCUUUGGACAAGACAGUUGGCGCAUAUUUAUCAUUACUAUAUUCAUGGCCCAAAAGGAAAUGAAAAACGUACAUCAAAAGAAGUUGGACCUUUCAACAACAUUGAUAUUGAAAUUUCUAUGUUUGAAAAAGGGAAGGCACCUAAGAUUGUCAACCUAAGGGAAAUACAAGAUGACAUGCAGACGUUGUAUAUAAACACAGCAACUGAUAGUUUUGAGUUCAAAGCUCACGUUGAAGGAGACGGUGUAGUGGAAGGGAUUAUCCGAUAUCACCCUUUCUUAUAUGAUAGAGAAACUUACCCUGAUGAUCCAUGCUUUCCAUCAAGUAUGUUAACCUGUUGUCUUAGCUACAAAAUUUUACAGGAGCAACGAGUGAAAAUUGACAGAGAAUUUUCUUUCUGGCUCAAAGACUGUCAUGAAAAGUAUGACAAACAAAUAAAAUUUACACUUUUUAAAGGAAUAAUUACACGUUCUGAUCUUCCUUCUAAAAAGCAGGGCCCCUGGGCCACAUACUCAGCAAUAGAAUGGGAUGGAAAAAUAUACAAAGCAGGACAGAUGGUGAAGACAAUCAAGACACUUCCUCUUUUUUAUGGAAGCAUAGAAAAAUUUUUUCUUUAUGGUAAUCAUGAUGGAGAAGUAUAUGCUACUGGAGGAGAGGUUCAAAUUGCAAUGGAACCACGAGCACUGUAUGAUGAAACAAAAAUUGUGCCAAUUGCAAAACUGGAUAGGACCUUUGCUGAGAAAGCUGUAAAAAAAUAUGUAGAAGAUGAAAUGGCAAGGCUUCCUGAUAGAUUGUCAGUAACUUGGCCUGAAGGAGAUGAAUUAUUUCCAAAUGAAAUUAGGCCUGCUGGAACUACCAUUGGUGCAUUAAGGAUUGAAAUACUGAAUAAAAAAGGAGAAGCAAUGCAAAAGCUUCCAGGAACAGGUCAUGGAGGGUCAAAGAAACUACUGGUUGAGCUCAAAGUUAUAUUACACACUUCAAGUGGAAAUAAAGAAAUCAUUUCACAUAUUAGUCAACAUGGAGGAAAAUGGCCUUACUGGUUUAAAAAAAUGGAAAAUAUUCAAAAAUUGGGGAAUUAUACAUUAAAAUUACAAGUUGUAUUGAAUGAAAGUAAUGCAGACACUUAUGCUGGAAGACCACUACCAUGUAAAGCAAUUAAAUUUUCUGUUAAAGGUAAGCAAAAUAUUAAUUCAUAUUUAUAUGCUAAAGGUGGUAUUUUAAAUUUUUCCAGUGGUUUAUCUUUACAAUAUGAAGAAAUAACCAAGGGACCAAAUUGUAUAAUUCGAGGUGUUACAGCUAAGGGCUCUGUAAAUUCUUGUCAAGGCAAGAAUUUUAAUCUGAAGGUUAUUCUUCCGGGUUUUAAAGAAGACUCACAGAUUUUGAAAAUUAGAUUACUACCAGGUCCCCCUCAUCAAUUGAAAGUGAAACCUGAUUCUGAAUUUUUAGUUAUAGAAAAUGGAACAGCUUUCCCAUUUCAGGUAGAAGUUUUGGAUGAAUCAGACAAUAUAACAACACAACCAAAAUUGGUUGUUCAUUGUAAGUUUUUAGGUGCUCCUAAUCUUCCAGUCUACACUGUGGAUUGCAGUAGUUCUGGAACCAGUAUUUUAUCAGGACCUGCAAUUCAAGUUCAGAAUAUUAAGAAAGACCAGACGCUUAAAGCUAAAAUUGAAAUACCUAGUUGUAAAGAUGUGGCACCUGUGGAGAAAACGAUUAAGUUGCUUCCCAGUAGCCAUGUUGCAAGAUUACAGAUAUUCAGUGUGGAAGGACAAAAGGCAAUCCAGAUCAAACACCAAGAUGAGGUUAAUUGGAUAGCAGGCGAUGUUAUGCAUAAUCUUAUCUUUCAAAUGUAUGAUGAAGGAGAAAGAGAAAUCCAUGUAACAUCAACUUUAGCGGAGAAAAUUAAAGUUAAUUGGACUCCUGAGAUUAACAAAGAACACUUGCUGCAAGGUCUGCUUCCUGAUGUACAAGUACCAACAUCUGUAAAAGAUAUGCGCUAUUGCCAGGUUUCAUUUCAGGAUGAUCAUGUGUCUUUGGAAAGUGCAUUUACAGUAAGACCCCUACCUGAUGAACCUAAACAUCUAAAGUGUGAGUUGAAAGGAGCAAAAACAGUACAGAUGGGCCAAGAGCUUCAAGGGGAAAUAGUUGUAAUAGUUACAGAUCAGUAUGGAAAUCAGAUUCAAGCAUUUUCACCAAGUUCUUUAUCUGCCUUGGGAAUUGCUGGUAUUGGACUUGAUAGCUCACAGUUGAAAACUACCUUUCAGGAAAAUACACAGAGUAUAAGUGUAAGAGGCAUCAAAUUUAUUCCAGGUCCUCCUGGAAAUAAGGAUCUUUGUUUUACUUGGCGUGAGUUUUCUGACUUUAUUCGAGUACAGCUAGUUUCUGGACCACCAGCUAAACUUCUCCUUAUAGACUGGCCAGAAUUAAAGGAGUUUGUUCCAGUAAUUAAUGGAAAAGAAUUACAGCAUCCUCUCAUUGUUCAACUUUGUGAUCAGUGGGAUAAUCCAGCACCUGUACCACUGGUUAAAAUAAAUAUCAUAAAAGCUAACAAUUUAAAGCUCACGCCUUCAAACCAACAGUAUAAAACAGAUGAAAGGGGCAGGGCUAAUUUGGGAUUGUUCAGUGUUUAUGCUCCUAGAGGAAAACAUACUAUGCAGGUGAAAGCCAUCCAUAACAGGAAUACCAUAGAAGGACCUAUAAUUAAGUUAAUGAUUCUUCCAGACCCUGAAAAACCCAUUCGUCUCAAUGUUAAAUAUGACAAAGAUACUUUAUUUUUAGCAGGGGGUACUUUCACUGAUUUUAUGAUUACUGUUAUUUCUGAAGAUGAUAGCAUCAUUAAAAAUAUUAAUCCAGCACGUAUUACCAUGAAAAUGUGGAAGCACUCUAACAAUGGGAACCGACCACCAGCAAAUGCAGAAACAUUUAGUUGUAAUAAAAUAAAAGGUAAUGACAAGGAAGAUGGCUGCUUCUACUUCAGGGAUAAAGCAAUUCCUCAUAAAGUGGGGACAUACUGUAUCCAGUUUGGUUUUAUGAUGGAUAAAGCACUUAUUCUUAACAGUGAACAGAUUAUAAUUGAUGUUCAACCUAAUCAACCUAUGAAGUUAGUACCUAAAAUUCAGCCAGCCACACCAGCUGUUUCAAAUGUUCACUCAGUUGCCAAUAGGACCCUGGUCAAAGAUUUACAUCUUAUUAUCACGGAUGACUUCAACAAUCAGACUGGACUUGAUUUGGUUGGCACUGUAAUAGCUACCAUCAAAGGUUCUAAUGAGGAAGAUACUGAUACACCACUCUUUAUCGGGAAAGUUAGAACACUUGAAUUCCCUUUUGUAAAAGGUUCCGCUAACAUCACGAGUCUAGUGCUGGCAGAAAAUAGUCCUGGAAAGGAUAGUACUGAAUAUUUUAUUAAAUUUGAGCUUCAGCUACCAGAUUUAUCAAGAACAUUAGAAUCAUAUAGUCUACCAUUUAUGUUUUCUAAUGAUGUUAAGAAGCAGCAACAAAUGCUAGCAUUUGCAAAACAAAAGGAUGAAUUAUCUCAAUCUAUUGAAAUGUAUAGAACUGUAUUUGAAACCAGCAAACAGCUUAUUGAUGAAAUGAAGUGCCAAGUUGAAGUAGCAAAAUCAAAAGAGGCCCAGUUGCGAAAUGAACUAAAAACAAAUAAUAUUGACAUUCCUACAACACAACAGGUGCCACACAUUGAAGCACUUUUAAAAAGAAAGAUACUAGAACAAGAAGAACUAAAGAAAAAACCAAGAAGAUCAUGUACUCUUCCAAACUAUACUAAAAGCAGUGGAAAUAUUUUGGGAAAGAUUGCACACUUGGCACAAAUUGAAGAUGAUAAAGCUGCAAUGGUUAUUUCUUGGCAUCUGGCAAGUGAUAUGGAUUGUGUUGUAACCUUGACCACUGAUGCUGCACGUCGUAUCUAUGAUGAAACCCAAGGUCGUCAGCAAGUGUUACCACUUGAUUCUAUUUAUAAGAAGAAUCUUCCAGAUUGGAGAAGACCUCUGCCUCAUUAUCGAAAUGGAAAAUUAUAUUUUAGACCCAUUGGAGAUCCAGUCUUUGCCCGAGAUUUGUUAACAUUUCCUGAUAACAUAGAACAUUGUGAAACAGUAUUUGGUAUGCUAUUAGGAGACACCAUUAUUUUGGAUAAUUUGGAUGCUGCCAAUCAUUAUAGAAGAGAGGUUGUUAAAAUCACACACUGUCCUACACUGCUCACAAGAGAUGGAGAUCGCAUUCGAAGUAAUGGAAAGUUUGGGGGCCUUCAGAAUAAAGCUCCUCCAAUGGACAAACUUCGGGGAAUGGUAUUUGGAGCUCCAGUACCAAAGCAGUGCCUGGUCUUAGGGCAACAAAUAGAUCUUCUUCAACAGUAUCGUAAUGCUCUGGACAAGUUGAACAGUUUGACCAAGGAACUUAACAGUGAAUUAGAGUACCUGCAGUCUCCUGAAAUGAAAAAGAAAAAACAAGAACUUGAUGAACGAGAGAAAACUCUGAAACUAAUGGAGCAACACCUUCUAGGUGUGACUCCCACACGUAAGGGCAGUGAUUCAUUAGGUCAUCCAACAAAGGUUGAAAUGACAGAUUGUCCAAAUCCUCCUAAAAGAAUGAGAAGAGAAGUUACAAGACAAAAUAGGACUGUAAGCAAAACAAAUGUGUGAAAGGUGACAGAGAAGAGGGGACCUGUGGUCUCAGUGAGAAUGCCCUGCCUUGUGCAGCUCUGUUUCGGAAGACUAAGGAGGUGAUUUACCAGACUGAUUAUCUAUGGGGACAGUACAAGCACCUGGGCAUUCAUUUCCAUGUCUGUCCAGAAGCAACCAUUCAAUUUUAUGACUCUUACUGGAUGAUAUGGAUUAACUGUAAUUAUUCCAGUCAACAUGCCCUUUGAUUGUCAUUAUCUUGCAAAUGUGUCAGAGGAAAAUGUGCAAAUACGGCAGUGACUAAAACUGGCACAUAGCAUUGAUUAAUACUGAAGAAAAGUAUACGAACUAUUUUUCAAUAUGAUUACUAUGAAUUUGCCAGAACUAUUUCUUGGAAACAAACCUUUUUAUUACUUUUGUGUAAAUUUAUUUAACAAAACUGUUUUGUUGAUUGUAUCUAAGGAAAGUUCCAGAAGUUAGGUAUUUAAUUUUAAAUAUGUGAGGAAACUCUUAAUGAAGAAUUCAAAAUAAAAGAAGAAAAAGCACCAGGUAUCUGGGAAUUCAAAUGUUAAAAUACAUGAAAAAAAUAUUAACUACAUGAGUGAACUUGUGACAGCAGUAACAUUUUAAAUUUCUAAAGACUUUACCCUUGUAUAUAUAAAAUAGGCCGCAGCAGCAUCCAUUUUUAUAAGUAUUGUUUGAGUCUAUUAAUACUAGAUUAUAUAAUCUCAGCCUUAAUUCUACAUUUGCAUUAUUUUGUAAUUUUUAUUACUAUUUUUAAAGAGUUAAAGAAGUUGUACACUUCCAUAUCAAUGCAAUAAGGCCCUCCUAGAAAGUUGCUUCAAACACAUCUGAAUUGUGUAUUAAAGCUAACAUGUCAAUAUAUGUCUUUGUAUAAGUCCAGUUGUAUUGUUCUGUAAAGUUACUUUGUAAGGAAAUACUUUUGGUACAGUUUGGUGUCCCAGGAAAUGUGUAUUUUUAAUCCUUUCUAAAUACACAGUGAGGUUAAUAACUGGUGGUUUUCCUAUUGAGUAGAUUUCUUUUUUAAUUGAAAGCUUUCUAAAAGUUAUUACCUUGGUAAAGCUAUUACAAUGUUAACCUGUCUUUAUAAUUGGAAGUCAUUUAACUGUUUUGCUUAAGAGACCAAUAAAAUGACAAUAAUACAAUUA